Molecule: messenger RNA, 1258 nt
Organism: Mycena citricolor
Lineage: Eukaryota; Fungi; Basidiomycota; Agaricomycetes; Agaricales; Mycenaceae
Source: the annotation of a GenBank genome assembly
GCCCACCCACUCGCACCCACACGAUCCAAACCUCCAUGGACGCGACGUACUGCACCGCACCGCACCUCUCGUUCCACGAACACGAUCGCAUCGCUCGCUGGGCGCAAGAUGUCGCUGCAGCGCACCCCAGCCCUAAUGUCCUCGCAGCGCACUCCGCCGUCGGGUUCCGCGCACCCGCAUGCUACGUUCCGUGCGCCUGCCCGUUCCUCUGCCUCAGACACGGCUUCGCACCAUCGGCACGCGUCGUGCUGAUCCGCGCGCCGGCGUCCGCGGCGCUCAUCCCGCCCUCGGUGUCAAGGCAAGGCAAGCCUGAUCGCGUGCAUACAGGCACCCCCCACCCAGUAUUCUCAUGUGCUCACCUGCUUCGCAUCAGGACCCACGCGGAAUCAGCGCGCGCCUCGUCCGUCGCGCACCUCGCGCGCCGCCUCCCAGUCUCGAUCCGUAUGCCAGCGCACUCGGGGGCGGGGGUGUCGCAGCAUCGCGCUGCAACAUGCGGUAGCCAGUGGUGCAGUCGGCGGUAUCAGAUCGCGGUGGCUCGUCGGGAUCAGCGUGUACCUGCGGUCCGCCGCCAUUCCCUCGGAUAUCGCCGCGUCCAUGUGCGCCCGGACGUCUUCGAGCCGUCCCGACGCCACGGGUUUCGUCUGUGUACGGGGACCCUUGGACAGGUAUCGGUGGUGCGGCUGUGAAGGGGGGAUGCUCUAGCACGGGGUCAGUACAUAUAUCCACGAGUGUAGUGUGAAAAAGCUCUUAGCGAAAUGGGCCACCAACGCCACUCUGCUGUAGAUCAUCGCUCCCUGCACGCUGUUGGAUGGCAAGAAGCAUGCAACAGCAGUGGAUCCGCUGGUGCUACUGCCUAUGGCUACGCGCUCGUGAUCGGGCUCGAGCAACGGAGACCGAGUUGAUGAGAUACAGGAGCUGCAAGUGACGCCAGGCCGUUCCUGGAGGGCCGGCUGAUGACCGAUCGGUCUGAGACUGCUGCCCUAACCGGUGUGCUGCUCCGCACCCCCGCUUGCCUGCCAUCGAGAACAAGCAUCCCCACCUUGCUCGCCCUGCUCUCCAGUCCUCAAGGAAGGAGAUGGAGUUCACCGUACGGCCUCGAGCGCUGCCAAUCGCCAGCCAUCAUCCACGUGUCGCCGCACUGGCGCAACCUAGAGCCAGGGUCCAGACAUAUGCGACACCCGCGGGCGCGGUACUCGCGCAGACCCUGCCUUGUUCACAAAAGCCGCGAUGCAGUGAGGCAAAACGCAGAAGACGCGUG